AUGAGCACCAAGAACAGAGGCAAAUCCAUUGAUGCCCUACUCGAAAAUCUGCGCGACAAUCCUGCCGACAAUGCUUCAGCCAGCGACGACGUCCUCGGACGGGUUUACGACUACUUGAUCAAGGACGUUUCAGCCAAACCUGGAGACCUACACUGGUUUUGCGACAAGGCAUCACGUACCACCGUUGCUGCAGCGAGCUUCUUGCUUCGCCUUUUUGGUUUCGACGGCCCGUUGGUGGAGGAAUGGAAGAAGCAUUUUCACAGAUGUCUUUCGAGUUGCGCGUUUUGCGUCGAAAGCCUCGAGUGUAUAAAGAUUUCGGCACGGUCCACAUAUUUUGGUGCAUAUACCAAGGAGAUAUUGGACACAUUCUUUCAAAAGUUUGAAGCUUGGGAGUUGACGAGGGUGCUGGCAGACCUGGAAACACGAGGAUUUUCGACUGCGCCAAUAUCCCGGAACCAAGGCCGCACAUUGGCAGAGGUGCCUCCUCCCCUACUCUACCGGAUCCUGGCGAAUUGGACAGUCUUUACGGACUCCAAUGUUCAAGCAAUCCUGCACGCCUUCGUACCCGACAGUGCCGUACCCGAUUGGCCGUCAAAUCAUUGCCCUCCUGGUCUAAUCAUAUCGAUGUCCGACGAUUCACAGAAGCUUCGUGAAUGGGCUUGCCGUCAACUCCCAUCACUGGAGCUUGCGAUAAUGUCAUUGGAGAAGUUUACCCCUUCCUACGUCAAGGCGUUUCGAGCCCUUACCGCAGCUAUCCAGUCUCAGUCAAAUCCAGCCUCUCCAAUCUCAACGGUGCAGCUUUCUUCAGAUCCUAUCAUCCUUUGGUCCGCGUUCAGCACCGUCUUGCGACUUGUUCCAGCCGAUUGGAUUUUGUCGAAUCGCAACCAGAACCUAGAUUUAAGACAUCUCGUAACAAGCCAUUUGCAUGACACUGGACCCCAUCUCAUUAAUGUUCUCAAGUCCCUAUUCUUCCUGUUCAAACGCCUAGGGAAGAAUUUCUGGACGGGCGAAGCGCACGACUUCCCCCAAGUUUGUUUUGAUUCCAUGAAGGACAACCAGGCUUUUCUGGAGCUGUUUCACGGGAAGGAUAGAGCUCGGAUCCUCCCUGGCAUCUCAGAGUUCCUUUAUACCCUUCAUGGUACAGGUGCAUAUGGAGAGGUCCUCGCCAAAGCCGUCGAUCUUCUCUGUCGAGAACUUCAGCAUGAACGGUUCGCUGACGCGCGGCCUCCUAUCAUGGCAGCGGGAGUCCGAUUGCUAACUUCUGUCAUUGAGAGGAGUGGAAAGGAUAAAGAAGCCCGCUACGACGACGACCUCAGGAACACGCUCGACAUUCAUGGCUUGGCACUGGUUGGCGUUGCCUACGGUCGCAGCCAUACAAGCAACGAUUGGGCCGAAACCCGAAAGUCAGCUCGCCAUUUAUUCAACCUCAUCUUUGGUCGCGAUUCGACCAGGAUCCUUUCCACCGUAGACCGGGUUUGCGAUAUCAUGAAUGGAGUUCUGCCACAAAGCGAAGGUCCCUCUAUUCCAGCGCCAGCCAUUUGUUCCUCACUAUGGAAAGAGGUUCACUCUGCCAUCCAGGCUCGUGAUGAUACCGCGAUAGCGAAUGUUGUUCUAGCCUCCGCACAAACCAGCCAUCUGUCCGUCCUCACGAAGACGUCAUAUCACAAAAUUGAGAGGGUCGAAGCUCACGGUCAAGGCACAAUUGCUGGUGCAGAGGCGAUCGACAGCAUCAAUGCAGCGCUAGCAGGCACUCGCUCUGGUUUUCUCGACGCCAUCUCCCGAUUUACGAACAGCAGUCUCUCAACUACUGCCAUGAACCUUUUGGCGAAACCAGAGGUCGGGCGGGCCGUUAUCUCGCUUCUCCUAUCCCCCAUGCCCGACUGCCAAACUGCAGCUCAAUCCAUCAUCGGCCUCGCAUUCGACGUUGACGUACGAAUGGACUGUUUCCGGGCAAUGUUCAGCAAUCUCCCGAUCAUUACCUUCGAAGGUCUCACCGACUUCCUUACGACGUUCCAAGAGCACGCGAACAAAGUCCCGGAGGCUUGUACACUGUCCACAUCCCUCGUUCGAUGUUUCAACGACGUUUUGGAGGUGUUGUGCUCGAGCCCUGAUGGAUUACUGCUCAGCAAGACUUUUCUUCGACCUGGAGAUCCUCAAGGCCCUGCAUCCCGACUUUUGUCGUUCUGGAAACUGUUGACCACAUGCAUUACCACAAUUUUCAAACACACGCCGGUCUGGUCAAGCUUUUACAAAGCCAAGGAAAUGACGGUGUGGAUGCGGGACGCCCUCAUAUUAGGCAGGGAUAUUGUCGGACAGUGGAGACUCGUCGAGAGCGCAAUUAAUUCCGAUUCAGCCAAACCUUCGAAAGGCCUUUCGCACGCUGGAAAAGAGAUCGUGGCCUGCUUUAAGGCUAUGCUGCCGCAGUUCUUCAAAUGGUUGCGCUUGACGGAUGAGGAGUUGCUUUACCAGUCACUGGCAAUCAUCCGGAAACUGCUGCAAGUCCUCCAAGAAACCGACGAGAAACCGGACAACACCACCCUCGAGAGAUUGCAGCGCUUCGUCGCCAGUGCCCGCAAUGACAAAGAACAGAAGAAGAGCCGACUCGAUCCUGCGAGCUUGAUGGAGCUGGGCGAAGCACUUUAUCAGUUUGACGCCCAUUCCGACGGCGACGACGACGGCGACGAGAUUGAAAUCAUCUCCCAUGUCAAACCCCCCAAGAAGGAGAAGGUUGACAAGCGCGCAGUCAAACCAGUUGUCAAGGAGGAAAAGAAGGUUGAGGUCCCGGCUCAUGUGCAGCAACAGCGGUUGCUGAACAAGCAGCUGAGCAGCUCCAAGGGCAAACAAUCCACAUUCGAUUCUCGCCAGAAGCAGUUGAACUUCAAGUCGUUGAAAGACGACGAGGCGAAGAUCAAGGCUGCAUCCAAACUGCCGAAGUUCAAGAAGAUCGCCCAGCCCACCGCCUCCACGUCGAAACCUGGCCCCAAACCCGAAGCCGCAUCCUCGACCAAGACGUCGAAUCCUCCGCAAUCAUCAGAAGCUGAGGAGUCCAGUGAUGACGAUGAUCCAGGAGCUGCUCUGGCUGCCCUAACGGCUGGUCCUCAACUACCGAAAUCCCCCAAAAUAAGGAAGGAACAGCGAAGAACAAUUCAGAUGAUGGAUGCUAGUACCGCUCCAAAUCCGAAAGCAGAACGUAUCGAGCAAGCCAAGAAGGACAGGCAGAAAGCAUUGCGAUUACGGCCUGACAUCUCCAACCUCCACAAGAUUAUCCUUUCCUGGGACUAUAAGCAUAGCGGUCCGUAUCCACCCUCGGGCAAUUGGGACCCGGAUAUUUUGCAACAAGUACCCGAGGAGUUCAGAGACUACGCUCAAUAUCAUCGGAUCUUCGAGCCACUUCUAUUGCUCGAGUGUUGGGCCCAGAUUCUAGGGACGAAAAAGGAGGUUCCACCGAGCUACCUCUUUACCGUUGCCUCGAAGCAAUACGUCAGCGAUUGGAUUGACAUGGAUUUCUCUGCCACCGACCCCAUCCCGAACGACUGGGACCUCAGCGAUGUCGACAUUGUCUUACUCGAAAGUCCCGACGGGGAGAAAACUGUUAUGGGCAAAGCCGUCACAUUUAGGAAAGGUCAAAUGGGUGCCGUGGCCACCAUCCGGUGCUACGGUCAGCUCACUGAUCCGGGGAUGACUAUCUCUACCCCUUGGAAAAUCAGCAAGCUGUACAGUUUAAGCACGAUUAACCGGGAGUACGGAGCACUUCUUUCCCUACCGCACAUCGAAUCCCAACGCGAUCAGAUCUUCCACGCCAAAGCAGCCAGAAUGCCUGACAUCGAUCCAGCUGAGGUGGAAAAGGCCAUGUCGACCUACAAGAUCAACGAGCCGCAAGCCACCGCAAUUAUCGGGGCCAUGGCCUCUACGGGCUUUGUUUUGAUUCAGGGCCCCCCUGGUACCGGUAAGACCUCGACGAUCUGUGCUCUGGUGGCCAGGUUUAUGUCCCGGCGCGCAAUUCCUAUCACGGCACCUGGGAGCAAAGAAGUGCCCGCCAAGCCCAAAAUCCUCAUCUGCGCUCCAAGUAACGCCGCCAUCGACGAAAUCGCCCAGCGUCUGAAGGCCAAAUACUGUGACGGCGACCCAGUGAAGAAGCUCAGUAUUGUUCGCAUGGGUGCCCAGGGUUCGAUCGGCUCUGCGGUCAAGGGUGUCUCUCUCGACUCCCUCGUCCAAGACAAGAUUCAGGAAGAGACGGGAAAUCAAGGGUUUCCCACUGAAGAACUGAACCGCCAGAUCAGUAUGUUGAAGAUGGAGAUGGAAUCCUUGAAGCAUGCGCGCGACGAGAAGCUGAAGGAGAUGACCAACCUCCAAAAUAACUAUGCUCGCCACAAUGCCUUGGAUCAGGAAACCCAGGCUAUGGGUAGAAAACGUCAAGCCUUGGCCGCUGAGCUGAACAAGCUACGAGAUAAACUGAAAUCGGAUGGCCGUAGUAUGGAGGCUCUCCGCCGGAAGGCCCGCUUUGAAAUCAUCAGGGAUGCAGACGUCAUCUGCAGUACAUUAUCUGGUUCAGGUCAUGAAGCCCUUCUCGACCAAACAUUCGAGAUGGUCAUCAUUGACGAAGCCGCUCAAGCCGUCGAGCUUAGCUCGUUAAUCCCGCUGAAAUACGAGAGCAAACGUUGCAUUAUGGUCGGAGAUCCUCAACAGCUUCCUCCUACUGUGAUUUCCCAACAGGCUGCCAGCAAGAAGUACGAUCAGUCGCUCUUCCAGAGGUUUUUCAAGAAGUCUCCAAAGGCAGUUCACCUGUUGAGCAUCCAAUACCGUAUGCAUCCUGAAAUCAGUCGAUUCCCAAGCAAAGCUUUCUAUAACGACCGCAUUCAAGACGGGCCUAAUAUGAAGGAGCUCACGGCUAGACCAUGGCAUGCGGAACCCCUAUUAGGCAUUUACAAAAUCUUCAAUGUCAAUGGAAACGCGGAAGAAGGGCCCCAGAAUUCGUUAAAAAACAGAGCCGAAGUCGAGGUUGCCACGGCGUUGUAUCGCCGCUUGAGCACUCAGUUCCGCGAGUUCGGGUUGGAAAGGAAGAUUGGGAUUGUGUCGCCGUAUCGUGCCCAAAUCAAGGAACUGGAGCGUUCGUUUUUCCAAGCAUUUGGCCAGUCUGUCCUGGAUGAAAUUGACUUCAACACUGUGGAUGGAUUCCAAGGUCAGGAAAAGGACAUUAUUAUCCUUUCCUGUGUUCGUGGCGGACCCGGUGUGAAGUCAAUUGGUUUCAUGGCAGAUGUCCGUCGACUGAAUGUCGCCAUCACUCGUGCCAAAUCUGCGUUGUUCAUUCUAGGAAACGUUCCAACUUUGGAACGUAGUGAAUCCAUUUGGAAGCAAGCAAUUGCAGACGCUCGAGAGAGGAACCUUAUCGUGAAUGUGGACUCGAAAACAUUCACCCAACCAAGCGCCAUGACUUCAGUACCAGUGAUGAAGGCACUGAAGACACCUUCGAGGAAGAAGCCUCGCUUGUCAGGUCCUGACAACCUACCUUCUCAAUCGCAAAAUUUGCCAGCUGGACUGGCCACUCCGAAGGCUCUUAAGAAUUCCAUGAAGAAGGGUUUCAAUCCUCCCCCUACCGCCGCCAGCCUUCCAAACAAGCCUGCUCAGCCCGUGGCCUCGGCAUCAGGGUCUUCAUCGUCACCCCGCCCCAAACUCAAAAGACCUGCUGAGGACGAUGGCCCCAACGGGCUCCCACCAAAACCACGCAAUGGGCCAGGCCCAGGUAAUGGACCUCGACCUCCACCGCCAAAACGAGCCAAGACUGGAAUGUCGAUGUUCAUUCCAAAGAAGAAAAAGAAGGUCAGUCACAGAUCUUCAUUUGCCACAAGUGUUUCGCUGACACCCAGACCAGUAGCCAUGAUUUAA
Messenger RNA from Coprinopsis cinerea okayama7#130, 5883 nucleotides. Its product is annotated as helicase sen1. Gene Ontology annotation, molecular function: transcription termination site sequence-specific DNA binding; helicase activity. Gene Ontology annotation, biological process: termination of RNA polymerase II transcription. The transcript has 10 exons. The coding region runs from base 1 to 5883 and encodes 1960 amino acids. The record is from RefSeq and is a predicted model, not a curated record. NCBI's taxonomy places the organism in Eukaryota, Fungi, Basidiomycota, Agaricomycetes, Agaricales, Psathyrellaceae. Gene Ontology annotation, cellular component: nuclear body.